Closterium sp. Naga37s-1 is the source of this 768-nucleotide messenger RNA. NCBI's taxonomy places the organism in Eukaryota, Viridiplantae, Streptophyta, Zygnematophyceae, Desmidiales, Closteriaceae. The record is from the annotation of a GenBank genome assembly.
AUGCUGCGCUGGCCCUCGGCAUACAUGUGCCACAUCACCAACCGCGUGCGCCACAACGCGUACGGCCAACAGAUCGCCAUCCACAUGGUCAGCACUGCAGCCGAGCAGGAAGCCAUUAUUAAAGCCAUCAAGCCCGAUGACUCCCGCAAGGGCCUCUCGAUUAACUACGACCAGGAGGUCAACACGCUCUCACACGUGAAUUACUCCAUGCCAAACCUCGAGAGUGAGGUCUGGCCGGGCCUGGACUAUGCAGGGUGUUCGCUAGACAACCAUACGGAUCCCCUGGCGCCGAAGCACGCAGCUGAUUCGGUGUAUGAGGGAGUGGGCGGGGAGCCGUAUAUCCCGCGGCCGAUUGUGAGCAUGCACGUGCGGCAAGGAGACAAGGCGCGCGAGAUGCAACUGAUCUCGUUCCCCUCGUAUGUGUUCAUGGCCAAUAGGCUCAGACGGAGGAUACCGCACCUCAAAUACGUGUGGCUCAGCACUGAAAUGCAGAGCGUGGUAGACCAGGCGGGGAAAUACAACGACUGGACCUUCUUCUACUCCACAAACCUCCGACAGACCGGCGCAAUCUCCAUUCUUCAAUACGAGGAGACUGUCGGGGUAGCAAAGCUUGCAGGGCUCAGCUUCGCCAACCUGCUCAUCUCAUCACAGGCGGAUUACUUUGUGGGAGUGCUGGGGUCCAACUGGAACCGGCUUAUUAAUGAGCUCAAGGCCACCAGUGGGAGGCUGUAUGCGGGUUAUGUGUCGGUGAAUUACGACGAGUGGUAG